UCUCAUUGUCAUUCGGCAGAAUAUAAUUAAUAUAUUCCUGCAUCUUUCUGAUCAAGCCAUAUUCAUAGUAUCCCACGAAAACCAUGGCAGAACACCACCAGCACCUCUUCCACCACAAUAAAGAUGAAGAAAAUCCAGAAAAACCUGUUGAUUACAGGAAGGACGAGAAGCACAAAAAGCAUCUCGAGGAAACAGGUGGGCUUGGUGCUGUUGCAACCGGAACUUAUGCCUUGCAUGAGAAGCGUGAGGCAAAGAAAGACCCAGAGGGCGCCCACAAGCACAAGGUGGAGGAGGAGAUUGCAGCAGCAGCUGCAGUAGGGGCCGGUGGGUAUGCUUUCCAUGAGAGUCAUAAGAAGAAAGAUGCAAAGAAACUAGAUGAAGAGGCACAUGGAAAGAAGAACCACCAUCUCUUUUAAGUGUCUUUCUAUUUCUCAUCAUGUUAUGUUACUGAUCACCAGCACUAAACGACUACCCUAAAUAAAUAUUAUUACGUGUGAGUUUUUGUAUGCAUUGGUUGACUAUAUAUAUAGGUGCUAUCUGGUGUGAUGACGAUGAUGAUGUUCACAAAUAAUAUUGUAAGCUUCUUUGAAGUUUGGAGUA
Messenger RNA from Corylus avellana, 600 nucleotides. Its product is annotated as abscisic stress-ripening protein 2. NCBI's taxonomy places the organism in Eukaryota, Viridiplantae, Streptophyta, Magnoliopsida, Fagales, Betulaceae. The record is from RefSeq and is a predicted model, not a curated record.